Molecule: messenger RNA, 828 nt
Organism: Notechis scutatus (mainland tiger snake)
Lineage: Eukaryota; Metazoa; Chordata; Lepidosauria; Squamata; Elapidae
Gene: KCNRG
Product: potassium channel regulator
Biological process (GO): protein homooligomerization; negative regulation of delayed rectifier potassium channel activity
Cellular component (GO): endoplasmic reticulum
Molecular function (GO): protein binding
Source: RefSeq, a predicted model, not a curated record
AUGAGUAAUCAGGAUGUAAUAGUUUUAAAUGUAGGUGGGUUUAAAUUUACCACAAGGCUUUCUACACUGCAAAAAUUCCCUGAGUCAAGAUUGGCAAGAAUGUUGAAUGGCAAUGACCCUGAAUUUAAAUUGCUAAAUGGUCAAUAUUUUGUGGACCGUGAUGGAGUUCUGUUUGGCUACAUUUUGGAUAGCUUAAGAACGCUCCAGCUUGCCUUGCCUAGUGACUUCUCAGACUACAAGAGGUUGCAGAGAGAAGCUGACUUCUAUGAACUUUAUUCUGUGGCUGAUCUCCUACAUCAGGAAAAUUUGCUGAAACCAAAACCAGAGAUCUUAGAAAUACGAUUCUUGCUCCAGGAAAUGCAGGGUUUUUUCCGCAUAUUUGGUUCCUGCAGCAUUACUAUUGAUGAGCUGGCUGACCGGAUCACAACCUUUGCAGAAAAUUUUGUAGGAAUGAGCUGGAAAAGUCAUCAUGUCCCUUCUCAGAAGUCACUGUCUCCCCUUUCUUUGGAAAGACCUUCUCAUCAUGAUCUUGUCUUCCAGUGUGGCAUCAUCUAUAGCGAUCAAUCUGUUGCAAGAUACGUUUCUAUAAAACCUGAUAAGAGGAAGCUGUUUAAUGGAGCUAAUGUUCUUGGACUACUGAUUGAUAUCUUACUCAAAGAUGGAUUUCGUUUACUAAGUUCUAGGACCGUUUCAGCUGAGGAAAAAGUUGAAUGUUAUUGUUUUGAAAGAAUGAGAUCACCAGAGGUCUUUACCAUCAAUAUCCCACAAACCAAAAGAGCUACUACUAUGCAACCAUCAAAACAAAUCCAGAUGAACAGGUCCAAAUGA